AGUCUGCCUGACUUAUUUUUGCAGAAUUAUCUGCAAAACAACUGCUAAAAGAAAAUGGCACACGGGCAGGAAUAAAACUAUUUUGUCAUUACCAUGACAGCACUUUGACCUGGAAAGCAGAUGCAAAGCUACUAAAAUUGGACAAGUGGUGCACGGAGGUUUGGUCCCCUCCGAGAAGAUGGAGGACACAAAUGAGGACAUGAAGGAGGACGGUGAAAUGGCUGCCGUACAGAGCAACGACACACCCAAAUGGACUAAUGGUCAGUGUGUGUUGGCAAUGCCCAGCUAUUCGCUCUUAAACCCCAGCUUUGACCUGGCUUCGUGCAGCGCCACGCUGGAGACCAACGGCUUCCAGAUUCCGGUGGCAGACAUGGAAGCGCCGCUGAGAACAGCCCUGGAUGUUCCUUCGGUCAGAAGAUACAUGAUUUUCAACUCCGCCUUGUUCCAUUUUAUGGUGGCGCCGUUUCUGUAUUUGGUAUUGUGGUGCUCGGUCUUCUCCACGCUGCGCCUCUACAUGAGCCUCGUCGACGACUGGAUCCUGUGUCUCUGCGUCAGUCUCAUCUCCAUCUUCCUCACCACCGCCAUCCUCUACGCUCUCAACCAGAGUAAGAAAGAGAUCAACGUGAACUUGGACGUGCGGCUCAUCCAGGUGAACGAGAGGAUGGUCAAGCACAAUCUGCUGGUGGCCGUGGCUGACUGGGUGCACAACUGCAGAGGAAGCAUGCAGUUGUACUUUGUGUAUUGGGACAUGGCCCGUUGUUUGACAACGUUGACUGAAACGUUAGAGGAACACGCUUCAGCGGACGUUGACUCCCGGAACAUAUUGAAGAAGAUGUCCUAUCUGGUCCUGGUGACCGAGGCGGGCGACCCUGAAGAAGUGGCUGACUCGGAUGUGGAGCAGGCUUCAGGAGAGCAGAGGCCUCUGCUGAGAAACGAGGACACGGGCUGCGGUUCCACUUCCCACCAGAGGAAGGGCGCCAGAGUCACUGCCAACUACAGCCUCGUACCCCAUGCAGCCUUACCUGCUCAGGCUAGAGCAUACCAGCUGCUGAUGACCUACAGCGCCGCCUAUGUGAAGCUGCUGGUGUCUGAGAGACUGUCCGUACCGCGGCACCAUCGCUUACGGCCGCGCAAGAACCACUGCUCCACCGCGUCGUUCUGCCUCUGCCAGUUCAUCCAAACCAAGAUCCUGGACUAACACAUCAGACUGCGAAAACAAAAACAAACAAAAAGAAAUGGCCAAGUGCGGCGUUUUGAACGACAUUUGGUGCAUUUCUAUGCAGUGUUUUCCCCCUGGCAGUCCCUGCCAAAACAUGCAGAGAGAAUCACCCUGAGGAAGUUGGCGCUCAGAGGGGCGGGCAGCGCCAGGCCAAGUUAAACAAUCUCAGAGACUAAACGGCCAUCUGUGAUCCCGAGCACACGAGGAUGACUCAGCUGCCAUCGUUGGUUCCUCCCUCCCAAACAUGGUCUGAUCUGUUCAUGGAUGCACACCUUUCACAUUUCAAUCCGUACACUACCAAUUACCGCUACAUGUGAAUUGACACCGGUUCCGAUUUUCAGUACUUUUGUGUGUGUUCAUGUGAUGAUAAUAAAUGUACAUUUCUUAAUAAUAAAA
This is a messenger RNA of Nerophis lumbriciformis (worm pipefish), 1615 nucleotides long. It is a transcript of the gene tmem268, whose product is annotated as transmembrane protein 268. Lineage: Eukaryota; Metazoa; Chordata; Actinopteri; Syngnathiformes; Syngnathidae. The record is from RefSeq and is a predicted model, not a curated record.